GCCAUCGUUAUCGCCAUUAUCAUUACUAUCUUCAAUCAUGUCUCUCGCAAACAAAGCCAUGAACUUCGUAGAUCUGAUGGGUCGCGCCACCGCGCCCACCAAUGCAUCCACCAAUUCCACCAACCGGGCUCCUCCUCAAGGAGGCAUUCUGGACGGUGCCAAUCCAGUCACGUACAGCCCCAAAGACCCCAUCAUCCUAUUCAUCGUCCAGGUAUAUCCGCCAGUUACACCCACCCUAGCCACCGCAGUCCGAAGCUCACCAUUCGCAGGCCAGUAUCAUCGUCAUCUUCUGCCGCCUGCUCGAAUGGCCCCUCUCCAAAAUCCGCCAGCCGCGUGUCAUCGCCGAAGUCAUCGGCGGUAUCCUUCUCGGGCCCUCGGUCAUGGGCCGGAUCCCAGGCUUCACCGAGUCCAUAUUCCCCACCGUCGCCAUGGAUAACCUUAAUCUGGUAGCCAACCUGGGGCUGGUCCUCUACCUGUUCUUUGUCGGUGUCGAGGUCGAUUUGCGUUUCCUCGUGUCAAACUGGAAGGUUGCGCUGAGCGUCGGUCUGGUCGGUAUGAUUCUGCCGUUUGGGCUGGGCAGUGCUAUUGCCUGGGGACUGUAUCAUGAGUUUGGCGACGAGCCAGGGUUAGUGCCCAUCAGCUUCGGCGUGUUCAUGCUGUUCGUCGGAGUGGCCAUGGCCAUCACCGCUUUCCCGGUCUUGUGCAGAAUCCUCACUGAGUUGAAACUGCUGUCCACCACGGUCGGUGUCAUCGUCCUGUCCGCGGGUGUGGGAAACGACGUCGUGGGCUGGAUCCUCCUCGCGCUGUGCGUCGCCCUGGUCAACGCCGGGAGCGGGCUGACGGCCCUGUGGGUCCUCCUCAUCUGCGUCGGUUACACCCUCUUCCUCGUGUUUGCGGUUCGCCCACCGUUUAUCUGGGUCCUACGUCGGACCCGAAGCCUCCAAGACGGGCCCAGCCAGAGUGUUGUGGCGCUCACGCUGUUGAUCGCCUUGGCCUCGGCCUUCUUCACCGGCGUGAUCGGGGUGCACCCUAUUUUCGGCGCGUUCAUGGCCGGCUUGAUUUGCCCGCACGAAGGUGGGUUUGCCAUCAAGUUGACGGAGAAACUGGAAGAUCUGAUCGGCUCGAUCUUCUUGCCGCUCUAUUUUGCCUUGUCAGGCCUGAAUACGAACUUGGGACUACUGAAUACGGGCCUUACGUGGGGAUAUGUCAUUGGCAUUAUUGUCAUUGCGUUCACUACCAAAUUCGCCGGCGCCUCGGUUGCGGCGCGGCUGAAUGGGCUGGUAUGGAGGGAGAGUUUCACCAUCGGGGCACUGAUGAGUUGUAAGGGUCUGGUGGAACUGAUUGUGUUGAACAUCGGCCUGCAAGCCAAGAUUCUCAGCACGCGCACGUUUACCAUGUUCGUGGUCAUGGCCCUGAUCACCACGUUGGUGACGACGCCACUGACGUCCGCAUUGUAUCCGCCAUGGUACCAACAGAAGCUGGAGAAGUGGAAGCGAGGUGAGAUCGAUUGGGACACGGGCAAGCCCUUGAACGACUCGACUUCAGGAUCCGGCGAAGAACAGAUGGCAGAAGAGAAGAUGGAACUCACCCGAGUCCGAAAGAUGCUCGUUUACCUACGUCUCGACAACAUGCCCGCGCUUCUCAUGUUCAUGACCCUGAUCGGUGGCAAGCCUCAAGACGCAGCACCGCGAUCGCAUCCGAGCGAGCGACAGCCGACGGACGAGGGUGAGGAGAUCAUCGCUCCAGUCGCGCCUGUUCAAGCCCACGGUAUCCGCCUCAUCGAACUCACCGAGCGUGACUCCUCGGUCAUGAGAGUCACGGAAGUGGAAGAAUUCAGUAUCCACGAUCCGGUGAUCAACACGUUCCGCACUUUCGGGAAAAUGCAUAACCUCGCCGUGUCCGGCGAAACCAGCAUUAUUCCCUCCACAUCCUUCGCCGAAGCGCUAGUUUCCCGUGCGUCCAGUAUGUCAUCGGACCUGGUGCUCCUGCCCUGGAGCGAAACCGGCAGCAUGUCGGAGGCCCAGGAUAUCCGCGACGAGACCAUCAGGAAUAAGUUGGAUGAUACCAGCUACGUCCAAUUCGUCACGGAGGCAUUCGCGGACGCGACCUGCAACAUGGCCGUGUUCGUCAACCGCAAUUUCGGUGGCACGGUGAAGCGGCAGCGGCCGCAACUCUCCCGAUCCAAGUCCGCCUUGAGCGUAUCGAGCGGCAAAGAUGCCACCCCUUCCGCACCCAUCACGGACGCGUCCCACCACGUGUUCGUCCCCUUCUUCGGCGGUUCCGAUGACCGCAUCGCCGUCCGUCUCGUCCUCCAGCUCGCCGCGAACCCGGAAAUCACGGCGACGAUCGUGCACUUCGACGUGCCCGACAACUACUUCGACGAUCCCCUGGGCGUGGGACCGGACCUGGGGUCGAAGGCGACGGACUCCCGGGUGAUCACCUACAUCCCCAGCAAGUCCGAGGACACGACGUUCUUCGCCGCCAUCAAGAACACCCUGACGGACGACCUCGCGCCACGGGUGCGGUUCAAGACGGUGUCGACGCUGACGCCGCGCGCGACGGCAAUCGAGACGAUGCAGGAGGAGUUGGGUCAGAACGUGCGGAACGCCGGGGAUCUGCUGGUGGUGGGCAGGAAUGUCGGGAUGAGUGCCGCGUUGGGCAGGGAGGGGUUGGACCCCAAGGAGAGCACGGGAGGGGUGCAGACGGAUGCGAAUCGAUGUAUUGGGGUGCUGGCUGAGGAGGUAGUCAGGAGUGGGUUGUUGGCGAGCGUAUUGGUCGUUCAGGCCAGAGGGAGUGGCUUGGAGUUGUGAUGAAUGGCAACUGAGGGGCGACUACAACUCGCAUACAUGGGCGGAGAUGGUGCGUUUCUCGGGAUUCUAUGUCUGGCGACGGCUUCUGAUGAAUCAUUUCGGGUAUGUG
Molecule: messenger RNA, 2919 nt
Organism: Eremomyces bilateralis CBS 781.70
Lineage: Eukaryota; Fungi; Ascomycota; Dothideomycetes; Eremomycetales; Eremomycetaceae
Product: K(+)/H(+) antiporter-like protein 1
Exons: 2
Coding region: 381-2810 (809 amino acids)
Biological process (GO): proton transmembrane transport
Cellular component (GO): membrane
Molecular function (GO): antiporter activity
Source: RefSeq, a predicted model, not a curated record